Talaromyces amestolkiae is the source of this 774-nucleotide messenger RNA. RefSeq lists its product as uncharacterized. Bases 1 to 774 code for a protein of 257 amino acids. The transcript has a single exon. Gene Ontology annotation, molecular function: hydrolase activity. NCBI's taxonomy places the organism in Eukaryota, Fungi, Ascomycota, Eurotiomycetes, Eurotiales, Trichocomaceae. The record is from RefSeq and is a predicted model, not a curated record.
AUGGCGGAUUUCAGUCACUUAGGCGUUGUUUGUGAAGAAUGGAUUGAUCUUAUCCGAAGUAGUCCACCACCUCCAGCACCAAAAGUGCUUCAAGACGAUUCGCGGACGAGAGAGCUGCAAGAGCAAAUUAAUUUACAAAGACUUAAAGCGUGCCAGAAAGAAUUAGACAAUAUCAAAGAUUGUGUCAUCAACAUUAGGACCGUGGCAAUCCCGACUAUUGAUUUACAUGAAAUUGACGCCCGGAUAUACUACCCUCCACCAAUGGCUUCGAAACGGAUUACAGAGAAGAAGGGCAAUGCGGAGAAGACUCCGGUUCUCCUUUACUUCCAUGGCGGAGGUUUCUUUUCCGGAACCUUACUGUCUGAAGAUGCGACCUGUAUUCGGCUUGCCUGCGCAUCUGGAUUUACAAUAGUGAACGUCAACUACCGCCACACUCCGGAUUGGACGAGCCCUACACAGUUGAAUGACGCCUGGGAUGCUAGAUGUUGGGUUCUUGAGAACCAUAUGGACCUUGGAAUUCCAGCAUUGGAACUUUACGUCGCCGGGACAAGCAGCGGUGCAUGCCUUGCUGCAGGCUUGGUAGCGAAGGAAAGAUUGGUAAGUACGAAACUCGACAAAGCAUCUACAUCGAGAGGCGGGKGGAGGCACGUUCAUAUGUACUUAUUUGUCAAUCUCACUUUCAGCUCAGUCAACCCGAAAUCCGUGGUCACGCCCUCUGGUGUCCGUGGCUAUGCCUCCCAAAUCGCUUUCCCUAUCAUGAAAUCGCCAGCCUGA